Messenger RNA from Penicillium verrucosum, 1374 nucleotides. RefSeq lists its product as uncharacterized. The coding region runs from base 1 to 1374 and encodes 457 amino acids. The transcript is spliced from 2 exons. NCBI's taxonomy places the organism in Eukaryota, Fungi, Ascomycota, Eurotiomycetes, Eurotiales, Aspergillaceae. The record is from RefSeq and is a predicted model, not a curated record.
AUGACUACCGGGAACAUGUUUCAACCUACUACCUCACUGAGCCUACACCGCUUGAGCAGACAUAGCCUCCAGGACCGAUACGAAUCAGACGAAGAGGCUGUGUCUGAAUCUGAUACAGGCGCCCAGGAUCUACUUUCCUCGCCCGUAGGCUCACAAACUGGAAUCUUUGAUUCUGAUCUCAGUGCCGACGAGAAUUCUCACGCAGACCCCGAUUCUGAUCGGGAGGAAAAUAAUCUGGCUCCGCCAACAGUCAAACGGGCCCGGCCCGUCUCUUCUGCUACUGUCAAGAGAAACAGCGAGGCCACUUUCGACGAAGAUACGUACGUCUUUGAUCCGGAGGAGCAGAUGGUCCUCGAACUGCCACCCUCAGAUUCUCCGUCACAACUGGCAUCUAGCACCUUUCUACAGCCAUCGGUAUACGUCUGGCCAAAACAACCGCCAACCACCUCAAGGUCUCGCUCUACUUCACCUUCAUCGGUCUUUUCCGUAGAGGAUGCAGACAUUCAGGUUGCAAAGGAGGUGACCAUCAUGGAGCCCGGAACUCGUCCCACAGUGGUCUUGAUCAACCGUCUGGGGUCACUGUCAAAGACCUCAAAAUCCCGUCCCAGCCAUUCCCGCUCCCAGGAAAGCAGCCGCCACCGUUCUGUGCUCGCCAGGGCUGACAGCCGCCGACUUACCAUGCAACGCUUGUCAGACCCAGCCACCAAGUCAACGCGAGUAUCCGAGAAAAGAAGCACCAUGAAGCAGGCGCCCAAGAUAGCUCCAAUCCCAUCCCCAACCCCAGCCCUGGAAAAAGAAACACAGGUCACAUCCAGAGCAACCACCAAUCGAGUCUCCGAAACAUCCCCAGUCCUCUACUUCCCAGCACCACCACGCACCGUCCCAACCCAAGGCUACCCCCGAACUCGACCCCAAACCUCCGGUUUCGACAAGACAAUGCCACAACCACUAAGCCUGCCCGAAGACGCCAGACCAAAUAAUUACAACGACGCACCCUCCCAACUCACCAGACCCUGCAGCCCGGCCUCAAUCUCCUCGCCAUCAUCAUACUUCUCCUCAAAGCGCGUGCCCUCAACAUACAGUGUAUCGAAUAUCCUCACCAGUCGCUCCCCACUUAUGAUGCGUCGCAUGACAAGGAAACACUCUGCCUCCAGCGUGAAUUCAUUGAGUAGUCUGCGCUCAGAGGUCGGCGUCAACGGUCCCUCUUCAUCGCAGAUCUCCGUCGCUACUCAGCCCGCUCCUAUUCCUAGUGCUGACUGCCAUGUCGUGCGCAAGUCUAGCAAACGUCGCCAUACACGUCACGCUAGUGUUUUGCCCAGUGGGAGGGGCUUUAUGGGGUUGAAGCUGGGGAAGAGAUCGAAUACUAAGGCUUAG